GCUCGAGGCCGUGGGGAAGCAGGUUCGCGACCUGGAACAUAGGCAGGCCCAGCUGAGAGAGCGGAGAGCCGCGCUGGAAUCAUCCCGGGCUGACGCUCACAAGUCCGGGGCCCGGUGCACCCAGGACGCGAUCUUCCCAGAUGUCCUUCACUGCGACGCCGGGACACCACGGACCCUGGGUGCAUCCACAGCGGAGGACGCGAGCUGGGUCCCGGGCGACGACUUCUCCCCCUCCUGCCUUCGAGAUCUCCAUCCAGAACCGCUUCGCUCCCCUCCGCGAGACAGGACGCGACGCUGUGAUCAUCGGAGACUCCAUCGUCCGACACGUAAGUGCUACGUUAGCCGAAGGUAAAGUGCACACUCAUUGUUUGCCUGGUGCUCGUGUUCUCGAUGUUUCUGCGCAGAUACCCGCGAUCCUGAAGGACGGCGAGAGCCCCAGAGCGGUCGUGCUUCACGCCGGGGUUAACGACACCACGCUGCGGCAGACGGAGACGCUGAAGAGGGACUUCAGGAGCCUGAUCGAGACGGUUCGCAGCACGACGCCCGCGGCAACGAUCGUCGUGUCAGGACCACUGCCCACGUAUCGCCGAGGACACGAAAGGUUCAGUAGACUUUUUGCUUUAAAUGAAUGGUUGUUGUCAUGGUGUAAAGAACAGAAACUGCUAUUUGUUAAUAACUGGAAUCUUUUCUGGGAGCGUCCUAGACUGUUUCGCGCUGAUGGAUUACACCCCAGCAGAAUUGGAGCGGAGCUUCUCUCUGACAACAUCUCCAGGACACUUCGCUCCAUGUGACUAGUAAGACAAUUCUCAAAUAACCAUUAUGAUGAGUUUUGUUCUAACCGCUUAAAUGCUAAAGGUACUUGCGCUGUAAAACCUAUUAAGACUGUGUCUGUUCCCCGAAUAGUGAGGUCAAAAUAUAAAUAUAAUGUAGGAUCUAGAAAAAAUCUUAUCGUAAUUAAACCAGAAAAAUGUAAAGUAAAUGAACAAAAACAAUUUUUAAAGUUUGGGCUCAUAAAUAUUAGAUCACUCGCACCAAAAGCAGUUAUUGUAAAUGAAAUGAUCACUGAUAAUAGUUUUGAUUUACUCUGCUUGACUGAAACCUGGCUAAAACCAAAUGAUUAUUUUGGUCUAAAUGAGUCUACUCCACCAAACUACUGUUAUAAGCAUGAGCCCCGUCAGACUGGUCGUGGCGGGGGUGUUGCAACAAUAUAUAGUGAUAUUCUCAAUGUUACCCAGAAAACAGGAUACAGGUUUAACUCUUUUGAAAUGCUUCUGCUAAAUGUUACUCUGUCAGACAUGCAAAAGAAAUCUAAUGUAUCUCUUGCUCUGGCUACUGUGUAUAGACCACCAGGGCCGUAUACAGAAUUCCUAAAAGAAUUUGCAGAUUUCCUCUCAGACCUUCUAGUUACAGUUGAUUAGGCGCUAAUCAUGGGAGAUUUUAAUAUUCACGUUGAUAAUGCAAAUGAUACAUUAGGACUUGCGUUUACUGACCUAAUAAACUCCUUUGGAGUCAAGCAAAAUGUCACCGGGCCCACUCAUCGUUUUAAUCAUACACUAGAUUUAAUUAUAUCGCAUGGAAUCGAUCUUACUGCUAUAGAUAUUGUACCUCAAAGUGAUGAUAUUACAGACCAUUUCCUUGUAUCAUGCAUGCUGCGUAUAACUGAUAUUAACUAUAUGUCGCAGCGUUACCGUCUGGGCAGAACUAUUGUUCCAGCCACCAAAGAAAGAUUCGCAAAUAACCUGCCUGAUCUAUCUCAACUGCUAAUUGUACCCAAAAAUACACACGAAUUAGACGAAAUUACUGACAACAUGGGCACUAUUUUCUCUAAUACAUUAGAAGCUGUUGCCCCAAUCAAAUUGAAAAAAGUUAGAGAAAAACUUACUGUACCAUGGUAUAACAGUAAUACUCACUCUCUCAAGAAAUUAACUCGUAGUCUUGAACGCAAAUGGAGAAAAACUAACUUAGAAGUUUUUAGAAUUGCAUGGAAAAACAGUAUGUCCAGCUAUAGACAGGCUCUAAAAA
Molecule: messenger RNA, 2022 nt
Organism: Carassius gibelio (silver crucian carp)
Lineage: Eukaryota; Metazoa; Chordata; Actinopteri; Cypriniformes; Cyprinidae
Exons: 2
Coding region: 141-791 (216 amino acids)
Source: RefSeq, a predicted model, not a curated record